AUGAAGCUGCUUUCAAGUUCAUCAGCUCUUCUGCCGGCCCUGGCAGCAGUAACCACUUCAACUUCAAUUCCGACCGUAAAGAUCGAUGCUGGUACCCUUACCGGUGGAAAAUGUGACGAUGCAAAUGCAGUCUAUUACAAGUCAAUUCCUUAUGCUGAGCCUCCACUUGGAGACCUCCGUUUCGAGUCCCCCGUCGCCAAAAAGCAAUUUCCGGGCGGAAUACUUGAUGCGACAUCCGCGCCACCUGCUUGUAUCCAAUGGACAAGCGUGUUUAACGAAACAACAGCUGAGUCCGAAGAUUGCCUCUUCCUAGAUGUCUGGACUCCAUCCGAUGCCACCAAAGACUCAAAACUCCCCGUCAGAGUCUGGGUAUACGGAGGCUCUAACACGAAUGGUGGAAUUUCCAACACUCUAUACGAUGGCUGCAACUCUGCAGACGAAGGUGCAAUUCUCGUUUCCAUAAACUACAGACUUGGACCCCUGGGGUUCAUGGCACUUGAAAAGGCUGGAAUUUACGGAAACCAGGGAAUCCAGGAUCUACUUCUUGGGCUGGAGUGGGUGCAAGACAACAUUGCUCAAUUUGGCGGUGACCCGGAUAAGGUGAACCUGUUCGGCCAGUCAGCCGGUGCCGAGGACGCUUUCAUCAUUUCCUCUCUGCCGAAGGCCCCUCAACUCAUCAACAGUCUCAUCUCUGAAUCUGGCGGCGGCAAGAACCUCGUUACUAAUGCUACUUUGCAAACCACUGGUGCGAACUACGCGGGUAUCCUUGGAUGCGACUCCAGUGACAAAUCAUGUCUUCAAUCCAAAUCUGCAAGCGAUCUUCUCCGGGCCUACACAAAGGAUGGUGAAUCUGGCUAUAUCAGUUAUGGUAUUGGAGUGGAUGGUGCCAUUGGUGUCACUAGUGCUCACACUCAUACCUUCUAUCCUUAUGUGGAUGGCAAGGUCAUUCCUCAGGAGCCUAUCAGUCGUGGUUCGCGAGUCCCGGCGAUCUUUGGAUUUAACCAAAAUGAAGGCGUCAUCUACGCUGGCGACACGUGCACGACGAACAAAACAGCCUGUACUGAGUCUGGGUAUCGGGAUUUUCUCAAGGCAAACUACGGUCCUAUGGCUUCAACAGUUGAGAAGUACUACCCUCUAUCAAAGUUCGUGUCUUUGGGCCAGUUGGCCGUUCUUGGCGCUAUUUCCAAAGUCAUCACCGACUCCGAUUAUAUGUGCCCUGGAUAUCGUGGCGCGAUUGCGACUGCGCGCAACAACGUUCCUACAUGGGCUUACGAGUUCGUUCACAACACCACCUGUGCUUGGAUGGAAUCAGUUGAACAAGACGACGUCUCUUCACUGGGUGCUACCCAUACCGCGGAGAUUUCUUACGUCUUCGGUAACAUGGCUUUCGACUUGUCAGGUAGAAACUCUUGCAACUCUACAGCUGCAGAGUACCAUCUGAGCAAGCAGAUGGUGAGUUUGUGGACGGCAAUGGCAGGGAAUGCGGCUCCUUCAACCGAUGCCAUUAAGUGGCCUCGAUUCCAGCCAUCUAAGAACGGCACUACUCCUGGAUUGUACUUUGCCAAUUCAACCAGCCCUGGAACGAUCGAUUUCAGCGCUUGCCAGCUCUGGGAUAAAGUCAAUACCGUGCUUUCGGCGACGACCAACUCUACCUCAUUGGCAAGUGGAUCUGGCACUGCAAAAGCCUCGGCUACCGCGAAGGCCACCUCAUCUCCAACGCCUCAGAUCGGUGCUGCUGGAACCAUCUUGCCUGGAGGACUCCUGGCUCUGUUCGCUAUGUUGCUUCAUAUGACUGUAUUUGUAUAG
Molecule: messenger RNA, 1806 nt
Organism: Penicillium manginii
Lineage: Eukaryota; Fungi; Ascomycota; Eurotiomycetes; Eurotiales; Aspergillaceae
Product: carboxylesterase/lipase family protein
Exons: 5
Coding region: 1-1806 (601 amino acids)
Source: RefSeq, a predicted model, not a curated record